CGAGAAUGCCACCUUUAAGAUCAUGUGUCGGCCCGCACUAUUUGUACCCUUCGAGCCUUGGGCCACGCCACUACUAUCCGUUGUGGCCAUUUACCAGAACACCUUGAGUCCAGUCCUUGACGUGUCGCUUUGGAGCCUUAUUAGACUGGGCUGUCAUCAUCAAGACUCUUUCAUCCAAAAUAAACACGGCAUUAUCCGGACAAUCCUGCUGUUAGGAUGGCGGUUGCUGUUGCGUCGCCCGGCGUAGCCUCCUUCAGGGAGCCGGCAGGACCUACUCCUCCCAGGAGGCUGACCAAGGAGGAGUUGGUCAAAACACACAGUACGCAUCUCAAGAAGCAGGACAGCUCGCCCAAUACACCACGGCCUGUCAAGCAGCCUAUCAUGUCCGAGGCCUAUCCGGCGUCGACAAAGUCCAUAAGAGAACUGGAUAUCAUCCCAUUAACCGAGCUCCGUCCGGAGACGCAUCAUUGGGGGAAGGCCAUCAUUGUCAAGGCGGCCAGCCAACCUUUUCUGGGAGCCGGCGCAGUGAGCAUUGUGGAAGAUGAGUUCGGCAAUGCCGACAAGCUGGCCAUCUACAACCAAGCAGACUCGUCCAUUCUGUCAGGUGUCCCUGAGGGCUGCGUGGUUGCUGUCAAGGAACCUUACUACAAGAACAACGGCGCGGACGAGGAUUUCAUGAUCUGCGUCGACCACCCGUCAGAUGUCAUUCUGCUGCGGUUCACAGACCCCAUUAUACCGGAGCCACUCCGCCUAGGGCCCCUUCUCCAGACAGCAGAGGACUGGAAGAACGCAGCUGACCGGGCCUUCCUUGAGAAGGACUUCCCAACAGCAGUGUUCUGCUACACCGAAGCCCUCGAGACCUCAGACGACGCGAGUUUCAAAGGCCCCAUCUACACCAAGCGAGCAGGCACUAACCUAAUCCUUGGACGCUACGACGCGGCGAAAGCCGACGCUAUGGCCUCCAUCACCGGCGGCCCGCAAGACUGGAAAGCCUACUACAACGCCGGCCGAGCAGCCUACGGCCUGUGCGACUACGCCGAGAGCAACCGUCUGCUGACCAAGGCGCUGGAGCUCAACCCGACCAACGCCAGCAUCCAGAAGGAGCACGCCCGCUGCCAUGACCGCCUCCGCGAAGAAGAGAAGGGCGACUACGACUUCCCGACCAUGCUGGCCUCGCUCGGCCCGCACUCGGUCCAUCUCGACCGCGGCUCCUUCCUGCGCAAUACGCGCAUCGCCGAGUCGCCGCACCACGGCCGCGGGCUGUUUGCCACGCGCGACAUCAAGGCCGGCGAGGUCGUGUUUGUCGAGAAGGCCACGCUGCUCCCCAACCAAUACGACCCUUCGCGCGCCUCAGCGGCGCUGUAUGCGCUCAUGGUGCGCCAGCUGUGCGAUAACCCGUCGCUGGCUCGGCCGGUGCUGAACUUGUACGGCGGGACGUACGAGCGGAGCGGCAAGGAGGGGACGAUUGUUGACGGCAUCCCGGUCGUGGAUGUGUUUCUGGUCGAGGCGAUCCGCAACAAGAACUGCUUCAGCGCGCCGAGGUCGACGCUCGAGGACACGAGGCCCAGCUCGCCAGAGGGGCGCCAGGCCACUGGGCUGUGGGUGCACGCCAGCUACCUGAACCACAGCUGCGUGGCGAACACCAUGCGGUCGUUCAUCGGCGAUAUGUUUAUCAGCAGAGCGACGAGGGACAUUAAGGAAGGGGAGGAGAUCUUCCAGCAGUAUGUACCUGUCAAGUCGCUUCCGGAUGUGCGAAAGAAGCAGUUCAGGGAUUGGUGGGGUUUUGAGUGUGGGUGUGCGUUGUGCACUCGGGAGCGGCGCAGCCCCGAGGCCAUGUUAGCAAAGAGGCGGGAUUUGCUGGCAGCAGUCGAGAAGCUGUGCAACAAGCAAAUGCCGGGCAGGGAGCUGAUCCCGGAUGCGAAGAUCCGCCAGGUCGAUCGGCUGGCAAAGCAGCUGGAGGAAGCCCACGAGCAGGAUGUGUACGAUGGCCUGCCGCGACUGACGCUGAUCUACCCGUGCAACUGGCUUGUCGGGGCACACCGUGGGAGGAAGAACCAUGGUAAGGUGGUCAAGUAUGCUCUAAAGGUGAUACGGAACUUUGGAUUCAAGGUGCCGGACGAGAGCGAGCUCUGGGAUCCGAGGGAGAUGUACACGAAUUCCGGCAACGGGACAUUGAUGACUGUGCACGUUGUCGCAGCUCUACGCAGGUUGGCAGAGGCAUACGAGGCGCUGGGGCACAAGGAAAUGGCAGAACGGUGCAUCGAGGCAGCCGAGUUCGGCUACCUCUUGGUUACGGGCUUCAAGAACGACCUGACAACACUCGACAAGUAGGUAAUGACAGGCAUGGAAGGGCACAAGACGUGCCGGAUGACAGUGACGACUUGUAAGACGAUAUUCUUGGUACAUCUGCAUGUAGGGUUGACGGCCGGGGUCAUACAUUCAUUCUGCCUUGUUUGCUCAAAGUAACUAACUAGAUCUUGGCUGCAGCUAGAACUACGGCGGUGCCCUGCUCAAACUCUGACAAAACCCAUAAUCUUAUUUGGCUCAUCGAAAGGAGAGUCCCAGAGGUACUGACGCCUAUAUGCGAGUGUGGAGAGGGGCGAGAGACUGUCGAAC
Messenger RNA from Parathielavia appendiculata, 2616 nucleotides. RefSeq lists its product as uncharacterized. Gene Ontology annotation, molecular function: protein binding. NCBI's taxonomy places the organism in Eukaryota, Fungi, Ascomycota, Sordariomycetes, Sordariales, Chaetomiaceae. The coding region runs from base 217 to 2331 and encodes 704 amino acids. The record is from RefSeq and is a predicted model, not a curated record. The transcript has 3 exons.